CCGGUGCUGACAGCCAGACGCGUCCGCACGCAGAGGAGCGCAGGACCUACCGAACCCAACCGAACCCGAACCAGCAGCCAUGCGUCACUCCCUGCUCCCUCUGUCCGUCCUGGGACUCCUCCUCGCGCUCUCCUCCGCCUGCUACAUCCAGAACUGCCCCCGGGGCGGGAAGCGCGCGCUGCCAGAGGGAGCCAGCAGACAGUGCAUGUCCUGUGGCCCCGGAGAUAGGGGCCGCUGCUUCGGCCCCAGCAUCUGCUGCGGUGAGGGUCUGGGCUGCCUGCUGGGCUCGGCAGCAUCGGUCCACUGCGAGGAGGAGAACUACCUGCUCACCCCCUGCCAGGCAGGAGGGAGACCCUGUGGAUCCGAGGGGGGACGCUGUGCCACCUCAGGACUCUGCUGCAACUCCGAGGGCUGCGCGGUGGAUUCCAACUGCCUCGGCGAGACGGAAGCCACGGAUUCAGCCCAGAGCUCUGCACGGAGCUCGCCCACAGAGCUGCUGCUUCGUCUCCUUCAUGUAGCCAGCAGAGGACCCAAUGAGUACUGAUCCACCUGCUUCCACAGCUACUGAGCCUCACGUUCUGAACUCUGAACCAAGUCAUUUUCAUCCCCUCUGUGCUAAUCUGGCCUUUUGUUGUUAUUAUUAUUUUACAAAGUAGAAGGGAAAAAUCCCACUAUCAGUGUUAAAUGUAAAUUUUGCUCUCCCCUUUAAAACUGUAUAUACUUCUGCACAUAAUAUAAACAAUACUGAGCUCAAAUUCUGAUAACAGUUAUAACAAAACAAUGUAAAUAAAUGAUCAUAAAUUAAGCUCGUCACUGACAAACAGCUGAGAUACAAUGCUUGUGCAGCAAAAACAUUAUUGUACAUAAAAAAAUUGAAAGGAAAAUACAGACUGUACCACUGCCAAGAAAYGCCUGUGUGGUUUG
Austrofundulus limnaeus is the source of this 924-nucleotide messenger RNA. It is a transcript of the gene avp, whose product is annotated as arginine vasopressin. Bases 80 to 544 code for a protein of 154 amino acids. Gene Ontology annotation, molecular function: neurohypophyseal hormone activity. NCBI's taxonomy places the organism in Eukaryota, Metazoa, Chordata, Actinopteri, Cyprinodontiformes, Rivulidae. Gene Ontology annotation, cellular component: extracellular region; secretory granule. The record is from RefSeq and is a predicted model, not a curated record. The transcript has 3 exons.